CGACAGUGUUGUUGAUAUUUUAGUUUCACUUCCUGUAGAGUACGGAAGUAGAGUCGUGUCGUGAAAGAGUGAAGAUAAUGAAUAUUUUCUUUAAUUCACUCACACUGUUUUUGCUUCAUUCCGUCGUGUCUGGUUUUGGUUCAAUCUCAGUGUCUCUGAAGGAAGGAGAUUCAGUCACUCUGCUCACUGGAGUUCAAACAGACCAUCGAGACCAAGACAUUAAGUGGUAUUUAAGCAGCACUCGCAUUGCACAGAUCAGUGGAGAUCUCAGUGAUAUCUGUACAGAUGUUCAGUGUAAUGAAGGCACUGAGACAUUCAGAGGCAGACUGAAGCUGGAUCAUCAGACUGGAUCUCUGACCAUCACGAACAUCACAAACACAGACUCUGGAGAAUAUACACUACUGAUCAGCAGCAGCAUCAUUGAAAGUAAAACGAUCUUCAGUGUUUCUGUCUCAGAUGUUCUUGUUGUUGAACCGUAUAAAAUAAAGGAGGGGGAAUCUCUCACUUUAGAAGCCGGUGUAAUAAAACAACCUAAUCGUGUGAUCACGUGGUAUUUUAAUGAGGCUGAAAUCGCUGGAGAUCAGAGUAAGAUCUGUGCAAAUGAUGAGUGUAAAGAGAGAUUCAGAGACAGACUGAAGCUGGAUCUUCAGACCGGAUCUCUGACCAUCACGAACAUCAAGACUACAGACUCUGGAGUUUAUAAACUACAGAUCAUCAGCAGUGACCGCAGCUUCAGCGUCACCACAGUGAAGAGAUUCAAUGUUUCUGUCUCUGAUUCAGGUCUGUCUUCAGCUGCUGUAGGAAGAAUAGUUGCUGCUGUUGUUCUUCUGGUGGCUGCUGCUGUAGUUGUUGGUGUGUUUUAUUGUCGCCGCAAGAGACAUACACCAGUACCACAGAAUGAGGAUGGUGACAGGAACUCGCAGCCUGAUCCUAAUAACAUUCAUUCAUUAGAAGUAGACGGGAUGUCCUUGAACUCUGUUUACUCACAAGGUGAUCCAAAGAUUUCAGUGGUCUGUACCUUUUUUGUCUUCAACCCAUGUAUAUAUGCAUGUGUGAACGUGUGCUCGUGUAAUAUAUAAGUAAAUAAUUAAUUUCAAAAUAACUAUUUCAAACAUUAAUACAAAACUGCAGUUUUUACAGUAGAAAAAUCAUCACACCUAUGCAGAGUCACCAUAAAACACAAAAACCAACGUGUUUGUGUGUGUGUGUUUCGACGAAAGAAGGUAAUAGCCUUUAGAACAGGCUGUGAUGGGUUAAAUCAAGAAGCAGACAACAGUCAAGCACAGACCAGUAUUUGAGUUUUAUUGAGAAAUAUUGAGUAUCCAUGUUUACUUGUUUUUCCUCAACAGGAGCAGAGGCAUCGCUAGCGGGGGAAAAAGGGCACCAGAGCGCAUAGGGUCCAGAAGUCUGAGGGCCCUUGAACACCUACUGUCCAGGACACUACACUUAAGUAGUGGACACUGAAACAAGAGUGACCUUGAGAACAUUAAAGGUUAUGUUAUU
Molecule: messenger RNA, 1503 nt
Organism: Puntigrus tetrazona (Sumatra barb)
Lineage: Eukaryota; Metazoa; Chordata; Actinopteri; Cypriniformes; Cyprinidae
Exons: 5
Coding region: 78-1079 (333 amino acids)
Source: RefSeq, a predicted model, not a curated record